ACUUAUUUUCUCAUUGUGUGUGUGAGAAAGAGAUAUGGAAGGUGAUAAACAACGUUGUUAUAAGGUGAUCAUUGUCGGAGCCGGACCAUCGGGGCUGGCAAUGGCGGCGAGUUUGAACAUACUUUCGAUUCCAAACGUUAUAUUGGAAAGAGACAAUUGUUUCGCUCCCUUGUGGCAAAACAAAACAUACGAUCGCCUCAAACUUCAUGUAGCGAAAUCAUUUUGCGAACUUCCUCAUAUGCCAUACCCGAAGUCUUACCCUACUUAUGUUUCUAGGAAAGAACUCGUUCAAUACUUGGAUCACUACAUUAAUCACUUCAAAAUUACUCCAAGGUAUAAUAGAUUUGUGGAGUCGGCUGACUAUGUUGAAUUUGAGAGUACUAAGAAAUGGAAUAUCAAGGCGAGAAACAUCAACUCGGAAGAGAUGGAAGAAUAUAGUUGCGACUUUCUUAUUGUGGCAACGGGAGAGAAUGGCGAUGCGUUCAUUCCGAAUGUGGAGGGACUAGAAACAUUCGUAGGAGAAGUGAUACACACCACUCAAUACAAGUCUGGCGAAAGAUACGCUGGAAAGAAUGUGUUGGUAGUGGGAUCUGGAAAUUCCGGCAUGCAAAUUGCACUCGAUCUUGCUAAUCAUGGUGCCAAGACUUCCAUUGUCGUCAAAAGCGAUAUGCAUAUAUUAUGGAGUGAAGCUACAAAUGUUGGAUUAUAUCUAUUGAAAUACAUCUCGGUGUAUUGGGUGGAUUCUCUUUUGGUUAUGUUGAGCAAACUUAAAUAUGGAAAUGAUUUAUCCAAAUAUGGUUUCAAAAGGCCUAAAGAGGGACCUUUUCUCAUGAAAGACAAGUAUGGAAAGUAUCCUAUCAUUGAUAUUGGUACAAUGGACAAGAUCAAAUCCGGCCAAAUCCAGGUUUUACCAUUAAUUAUGGAGAUUAAAGGGAGUGAAGUGUCAUUUAAUAAUGGGAAAUCAUAUUCAUUUGAUGUAAUCAUUUUUGCAACUGGCUUCAAAAGGUCAACUAACAAAUGGCUAAAGGGAGAUGAUUACCUUUUGAACGAAGAUGGGCUUUCAAAACCAAGUUUCCCAAAUCAUUGGAAGGGUCAAAAUGGGCUUUACUGUGUUGGGCUUUGUAGAAGAGGUUUUUUUGGAGCUUCAUUGGAUGCAAUAAACGUAGCUAAUGAUAUCAAGGCUCUUCUUACUGCCCAAAAUCAAAACUCUAAAUGAUAAUGGGCUUUCGAUCUCCUUUUAAUGGGCCUAUAAUGAACCCUACAGGA
Impatiens glandulifera is the source of this 1266-nucleotide messenger RNA. RefSeq names its product probable indole-3-pyruvate monooxygenase YUCCA10. The transcript has 5 exons. Gene Ontology annotation, molecular function: flavin adenine dinucleotide binding; N,N-dimethylaniline monooxygenase activity; NADP binding. The coding region runs from base 35 to 1216 and encodes 393 amino acids. The record is from RefSeq and is a predicted model, not a curated record. NCBI's taxonomy places the organism in Eukaryota, Viridiplantae, Streptophyta, Magnoliopsida, Ericales, Balsaminaceae.